AAAGACCCAAUGAAUGAACGCUCAGGGUGAACGCAAGAUCACCCAUCGACUACGUUAUUGACUAUAUAAUUAGGAAUUAAUAUUAAGGCCCAUAGAAGCUAGCUUACUCUAUAUAUACCUGGCAAAAUUCUAAGUGCAAUAACCCUGGGUGAUAGUAGUAAAGAAGUAUAUAUAGCUACUAAUAUAUCUAAUUAGUAAUUAAUAGAUUAUAUUAACAUAUGAUGAUGAAGAGUAGAAGUAUUUCAUCCGUAGUCUUGGUGGCAGUGGCCGUGGUGGUUUUGGUGGUUGCGCCGCCAAUGGUGAAAGCAGUGACUUCAAAUCAGUGCAAGGAGGAGCGGAGGCAGCUGGUGAACGAGUGCAGACCAGUGCUAUUCGGGCAAGACCCAUCGAACAACUGCUGCCGACGUGUGAGGGUAAUCCAUACGGAGUGCACCUGCCCCUAUCUCACCCCAAAGUUUGCUAAUCUAAUUAACCUUGAGCGAACCGCCAAACAAAUCCGAAGUUGUGGAAGGAACAUGCCUCACAACUUUAAAUGCGGCAGUGCUACUUUUCCAUGAUGAGAGAAAAUGUUCCAAAAUACCUAAAGCUUUCAAAUAUGCCUACGUCCCACCAAUAAUGUAAUGCGCUUGUGUCUAUGGGUGUUGUAAUAAGAAAUUGAAUUACAUUCUCUAUGUAUUAUUCAAUUAAGAUAUGUAUCACGGUUCGUAUGUGAAGAUCUGUGUCAAUUAAGCUUUUCAUUAUCUCUAUAUAAUUGAAUUAUAAAUUUCAGAACA
Molecule: messenger RNA, 773 nt
Organism: Humulus lupulus (European hop)
Lineage: Eukaryota; Viridiplantae; Streptophyta; Magnoliopsida; Rosales; Cannabaceae
Exons: 2
Coding region: 219-557 (112 amino acids)
Source: RefSeq, a predicted model, not a curated record